CGAAGCUCUCGCCCAUAACCUCGAAAUAAUGACGUUUACGUAGAAUAUGAUAAUAAACUUGUUGUUAUUGGUGUUCAAUUGUAUCUAAUUAUGUGGCUGAUUGUUUAUUUAAAUCGUAUUUAUACCAUGAACGUGUUUGCUAGAUAAGUAAGUUUUAAAAUGUUGGUGACACAGUUUUUCCAUUUAUCAGCUUAAUUAUGCAAAAAUAAUGCUCUUAAUCUGAUAUUAUUAGUCAGCAAUGGAAACUAACGCUGUAGGAUGGAUAGGCUUGAUAAUUAUUCUGUUUAUAACCAGUUUCGGCCUUUUUUGGUUGGUUACUAUAUUAACUAGUGUACUAUUACUAGUUUUGGGUGUAUUAACAUUUUUGUACGUAAAUCAAGACGAAACAGAUAGUUUCCUAAAAAAAUGUCCUCUAACAGCAGCCUCUAUAACAGAGGGCGGAUUAAAGCAAUUUGUGAGUCAGCUAGCUAGUCCUAAAAGAGUACAAAAGACGGAUAGUCGGGUAACAGGCAGCGAACUUAUUGACAGUUCAUUGCAAGAGAUUUUAGGGUACAUUAUAAGAGAUUAUAUUACUUCAUGGUACAAUGUUAUAUCUAGAGAUACGGAGUUUCCUGAAAUGGCUGUCAGGAAAACAGCACAAACUUUUGCGAUAAAUAUAUCAAACAAGAUUAAGGAAAUAGAUUGGAUUCCUUACUUAACUACAAGACUUGUGGAUGAUGCAGCUACCCAUUUGAAAAUAUACAAGCAAGCAAGAGCCAAAAUGAAACUUUUGGAAAAACCCAAAUCCCCCAGGGAUUCCCCUGUGAAGGAAAAAAAUUCCCCACACAAACUGGCUCACAAAAGAAACAAGAGCGAGACCGACGUCAGUUGGUACCACGGAAAAUCGGUGGAAAUAAAAAGGGAGACGGAAAAAAACGUGGGAAAUUCGAAAUUUUACUCUUCAUCAGACAAACACUUAACGCUGGAAGAUCAUUUUUUUGAGUUGGAACGGCAGAUGGAGAAAGACUUAAUUUGUAGGGAUAAGUUGUGUACUGAUUUAACAACUGAGAAGGAGUUUUUAAGUGAGAUUAUCGAGAUUUUAUUGUACAUUUUAUUGCCCGAGGAGGAUUUUGAUUGCAAACCUCUGACCUUUGUUUUAAGAGAAAUUUUUGCUAAUUGUGUAGUUAGGCCUUUAUUUUCCAUGGUAUCUGAUCCCGAUUACAUCAAUCAAAUCGUUAUUUUAUUGUGUCUUCGGGAUUCUUCACUACCCAGCGAUAUUUUCUUAACAACCCUUAGACUUACUGACAACUGUGAUGAAUUAAAGAGUACCAAAGAUUUAGUUGCUAAAGAAAUACAACUUCUGAGGUCACGUGAUUCUGGAGGAGAUAGCGAUCUCUCAAUAAAACAGCAACUGAGUAGUUUGCAUUAUGUUCAAAAACUUAUCGAUAAUAGACUUUCCAAGAUGGAUAGUUUGGAUAACGCCGAAAUAAUGGGUAAUUUGGACUACAUUCAGAUGGAAAACGUGAAAAAAAUCGACCUAAAACUCGACCAGAUUCUCAAGAAUAACGUUGCUUUGUCGUAUUUCAUCGAUUUUGUUUCCAGUCAAGGCAAACAGCUGGAUUUAUUUUUUUACUUGAAUAUUGAUGGAUGGAAAAUCUCAGUGGAACAGCAACUAUCCGACUUGCAACUAAACAAACUGAAAGGGCCGGUAGAAAAUGCGGGGCCAGUGUACGACACGAUUCGUUCUACAGCCCUAAGCAUUUUCGAUCAGUAUUUGGGCGACAAAUCCGAGCAAAAGGUGCAAGUAAAACAAAGCCUUAUACAGUCGCUGCACUUUAAAAUUCGCAACCUCAACGAGACGCCUAACGAACUUUGGUUCGACGGCGUUCAGAAAGCCGUUUACCAAAAAAUGGAGGGUAACGAAGAUUUUUUGGCCGCGUUUAAAAAAAGCAAAGCGUACGUCAAAAUGCUGCAGGAGUUGGACUUGAUACAGCAAAGCAAUGCGGAUGAGGAUACUUUGAGUGUUAACAGCAAUGAUAGCCUGGAAAAUCAGCCCAAAUCGCUCACGGAUAACUUGACAGUCGAGAGCUGUCAAAAGGGCGGGAAACACGCUAGAUCUUUCAGCGAUGUGCCCUUGUUCGCCAGCAAGGAGGUGAAUUUUCAGCUGACCAGCGAAGAGGAAAAACUAAAGGCGAAUUUAGAGGCGAAGAAGUUUAAAACCGGUGAUUUUUCUCUGACGGUGACGGUCAUAGAAACCGGUAUCGUUUGCGAGAAGGGGAAAACUUUCGGUAUCUACGCUAUCAGCGUGGGGAGGCGCUACGAAACCGGUUAUCUGGAAGAGUGGCACAUUUAUCGACGCUACAGCGAUUUCCACGAUCUGUACACCAAAAUUAAGGAUAAGUACCCGGAUUUGUCAAAGGUACUUUUUCCGGGGAAGAAAACAUUCCACAAUAUGGACCGGGCGGUUUUAGAGCGACGCAUGAAGAUGCUGGGGUCGUACAUGAGCGAAGUGUGCCAAAUUAACGUGGUCAAUAGCCACGCCGGGCUUCGGGAACUUUUAAUGACGUUUUUGGAGCAAGGGGAUUACGAUAGGCAGACUGGCGGACCCAUAUCAAGUACGAUUGAAACUAUAGUAAACCCGUUGAAAUCGGGCAUGAAAACCAUUAAAAACAUGCCUGAACAACUCAUAAACACCAUGGAUGAAGUGGUAGGUAAAGUGUUUCAUCCGAAACAAGUGCGUUUGCCUGAAGCACUGAAAGUUGGUGCGUCCAUUGAAGAGACUGAAAAUAACAUUCCACUAAGAAUAAUGCUUCUUCUGAUGGAUGAGGUUUUCGAUUUAAAAUCGCGAAACCAGUGGCUUCGGCGCCGCAUUGUCACUUUGCUCAGGCAAAUUGUGAGGACCAUGUUUGGAGAUAUAGUCAAUAGAAGAAUUUUAGACUACGUUUCCUAUAUAACCAGCCCUAAAAAUGUGGCACACUACUUAUAUGUUUUCAAACAAUCGUUUUGGCCUAACGGAGCUCCCUGCGAGAAGAAACCUGAAAGGGAUGAUGAUGUGAAAAUACGUACAAGGGUUGCAGCCAAAGUGGCUCUCUUAUCUUGUUCAUCAGAUGAGUUAAAGCAUAUAAUAGGAUCUGAAACAACGAGGAGGGGGCUGUUGACAAUUUUCGAACUUUUUCAGAGACCAAUUUUGAAUCGUAGAUUAGUUUAUGUUUUACUUGAAGGCGUACUUUGUACCUUAUUUCCUGACAAAGAUAUGGAAAAACUGUUUCAAACUAUGCAUUCUAAGUCAAUAGGUGAAAAUAGGUGAUAAUUUACUCCAAUCUUUAUAUUCUUAGUGCCAUUAGU
Messenger RNA from Brassicogethes aeneus, 3324 nucleotides. The record is from the annotation of a GenBank genome assembly. NCBI's taxonomy places the organism in Eukaryota, Metazoa, Arthropoda, Insecta, Coleoptera, Nitidulidae.